GGUGUUUGUGUUGUACUUCGCUAAGAGCGUGGAGCUGACCGGAGUGAAGGAGGAGGGAAGCGUUGCCGUGCCAACGCCCAUCAGCAGCCGGGACCUCUGGAGGCUGUUGCUGCAGCGACACCCGAGGUACUGUCCCUCUUGCAGGAUCAGGUGGUGUUGGCGGUGCGUCAGCAGUACGUUGCCAUCGGCGACCAGGUGGUAACCCUUGGAGACGGGGACGAGGUUGCCGUGGUGCCGCCGCUCAGCGGAGGAUAAACACGAGCUAUGAACAAGUUGGAGCAGAGGCGGGACAUCUUCAAGCUGAGCCGUGAUUGGCUGUCGGUACAGGAAGUGGUCGACGUCGUCAGCAGCACUUCCUGUGGAGCCAUUUCCAUAUUUAUAGGUACUACCCGUGAGGACGAGGUUGGCGGCAGGAAGGUGAUUGGUCUAGAGUAUGAGGCGUACGAACUCAUGGCCCAAUCAGAGUUCAGUAAGCUGUGUGAUGACAUCAGAGCGCGCUGGCCAACCGUGACACACGUGUGCGUCCACCACCGUCUGGGGUGGGUGAAGGUGGGCGAGGCCAGUGUUGUCAUGGCGAUCUCGUCUCCUCAUCGCCAUGACGGCCAGAACGCGAUCCGGUACUGCAUCGAGCAGCUGAAGGCCAACAUCCCCAUCUGGAAGAAGGAAGUGUACGACACACAGGAGGCCAGCUGGAAGGAGAACACAGAGUGUCCGUGGUCCUUUCAAAAUAAAGUUCCCCCAGCCGCGCCCUCCGGAGAGAGCGUCUGAGUGGCGGAUAAUAAACGUUAUUGAUUAUGAGGAAA
Molecule: messenger RNA, 803 nt
Organism: Pungitius pungitius (ninespine stickleback)
Lineage: Eukaryota; Metazoa; Chordata; Actinopteri; Perciformes; Gasterosteidae
Product: molybdopterin synthase catalytic subunit
Exons: 6
Coding region: 265-768 (167 amino acids)
Biological process (GO): Mo-molybdopterin cofactor biosynthetic process
Cellular component (GO): cytosol
Molecular function (GO): molybdopterin synthase activity
Source: RefSeq, a predicted model, not a curated record